ACCGUGAGAUCAGCGAUGUGCACCGCAUUAAACCUGGCAGUGCUGCUGCUGCGGGUGGUCACUUCAAACCCUGACCCCAGCACACGGAGCCGACCCAGCAUCAUCCCAACACCUCCCCAUCUCCCGCCGCUGCCCGUAACCCGGCUGCGGAAGCUCCGGCCGGUCCCAUCCGCCCAAUGGGCUGAGCGCUGCGGGGCCGUCACUUCCUGGCCCUGCAACCGGCGGCAGCGAGGCGAGAGCCGGGCCCGGGGGGCGGCGGGGCCCUCAGCCUGCCCGGCACCCGGCACCACCAGCACCAGCACCAUGCCCUUUGAUUUCAGGAGGUUUGACAUCUACAGGAAGGUGCCAAAAGACCUUACACAGCCAACCUACACAGGGGCUAUUAUCUCUGUCUGCUGCUGUCUCUUCAUACUGUUUCUCUUCCUGUCUGAGCUCACCGGAUUCAUAGCCACUGAAAUAGUUAAUGAGCUGUAUGUGGAUGACCCAGACAAAGACAGUGGAGGUAAAAUAGAAGUGAGUCUGAACAUCAGUUUACCAAAUCUGCAUUGUGAAUUAGUUGGACUAGACAUCCAGGAUGAAAUGGGAAGGCAUGAAGUGGGUCACAUAGACAACUCGAUGAAGAUACCUCUCAAUAAUGGGGAUGGCUGUAGAUUUGAGGGACAUUUCAGCAUCAACAAGGUCCCUGGUAACUUUCAUGUGUCAACGCACAGUGCCACUGCGCAGCCUCAGAAUCCUGACAUGACUCACGUCAUUCACAAGCUCUCAUUUGGGGACAAGUUACAGGUCCAGAAUGUUCAUGGAGCAUUCAACGCAUUGGAGGGAGCGGACAAACUCAGCUCAAAUCCUCUAGCCUCUCAUGACUACAUACUGAAGAUAGUCCCAACAGUUUACGAAGACAUGAGCGGCAAGCAGCGAUACUCCUACCAAUAUACGGUUGCUAAUAAGGAGUACGUCGCCUACAGUCACACUGGUCGCAUUAUCCCAGCUAUCUGGUUUCGUUACGAUUUGAGUCCCAUCACAGUGAAAUAUACAGAGAGGCGACAGCCUUUGUACAGGUUUAUCACAUCGAUAUGUGCCAUCAUUGGGGGAACAUUUACUGUAGCUGGGAUCCUUGACUCCUGCAUUUUCACAGCAUCAGAAGCCUGGAAGAAGAUCCAGCUGGGGAAAAUGCAGUAACAGUGAAACUCUAAACUAGUCUUCAAGGACAGGAGCAAGGAUUGAGAAACCUACCACUACCUGUUUUUGUCUUUAUUUUCUGUUUGAUUGAAUCAGUGCGUUUUUCUCUAAUCAGGCUGUUCAGUGAAGACCUCUUCAGCUAAUCAAAGAAAUCUCCACGCAUUUCAGAGCUCUGAGAGCAAAACAACAAAAACGAAUGCAAUCAUGUCUUGGAUUUCGAUUCUGUACCCCCAGAAAGAGAAGUUGAAAUGCCAUAUAUGAAAUACACUGUCAGAUCUAAGUAAGGAUAAUAGCAUCUUCUUGGGGAGGUUCCUAUGGCAGCACACAAGCUAGGUAGUAGAUUGCAAAGAGUUAAGCUGUCUUGUGGCACUUAUUGGAAUUUGUUGGAUUUGCAUGAUUAGACAAUCGACUUAUAUGUAAGGCAGAAUUAUACAUUAGGAAGGAAUUCCACCCGUGGUGCCAAAAAGGUGAUGUAUCUGUUGGUGAGGAAUGGAAAGUGUUAGUUCCCAUAGCAGGCUUUAGAGACAGAGGGCAGAAAUAACAUCAAGAAAUGUCACAUGCUUUUAUGGAAAGCUCUUCGGUUCAGAUAUGGCCUUUUUCAUUAAAUGAGCGAAUUUGAGGAGGAGUUCAUCCCCCGGUUACCCUUCCAUGGAUGCUUUGUGGUCCAGGCAGAGGAGGGCUUUUUACUCUGGAUGUAAAAGUGAUUUCAUUUCUCCCCAGAAACUGAAUAUCCAGUCUUGUGUUUACAGGUGGCAUGAAGUAAAAACCAAACCGAGCAACACAGUUUUAUGUGGCCUUUGCUUUGAAAGGGAAUAGUUGUCUUUACAGUGUUCGCUUUUAUUCUUUCUCUCGGUUUUCUUCUUGUUGGGUUAUUUUUUAAUUAUUAUUUUAAACACAGACCACCCAGAAAUCAGGACUCAGCACUUCUGCAUCAUUAUUACUGUUGUUAUUUUGGAAAGCAGUUUGCCAUUCUGUGUGUUCAGAAAACAAAACAGCGCAGCCUUCUGGAUGAACGAGCACAGCUUACUGUCUUGCUUCGUGUGUGUAUAUGGAAUACACCUGUACAACACAGAAGUCUGUCUUUUCACGCUUUAAGGUGCCUACCUGUUUCUUUACUAUUCAGCCAGGCAUCCGUUCUGAGCCCUACACUGACACUGUUCACCCACAGGUACAGCAGCAGCGGGGCCACCAUUCCCACAAACACCCCUGCUAGUUGUUCUGUUCUGUUCCUUAAAGUGGUACUGAACUUCCAUGUCCAUUUGUUCCUCGUCUUCUGAGCCCUCCAGUAACUGGAGGCACAAGGGGAGAACUAUUGCCAGGUGCGGCUGCACGCAGUGGUUGACGUGAGUUCACCACAAAGUAGACCAAUGCCCACUGGUGCAUUUUCCAUGGCCUCCUAGAUGUUCCUUGGUUAGUAACUGUCUCUGCAUGCUUUGUAUGUGUCUGAGCUGAAGAUACAUGGAUUUUAAGCGUUUCAGAAUGGGUAAAAAUCCUUAAAUCAAUGCUAUAAAUUCGAAGAUGGGUGCGGGAUUUCUCUUAGGUAGUGUCUACUGUCCAUUGCCCUUUUCCUGGGGGCAAAAGUAUCCAAACAUCAUGUUGGAAUGAUAUGAAUCUUUGAAUUAUCAGUGUUAACUCUAGAGUCAGAUGCAUUUCAGAAGUAUUCCUAAUACGUGUCUGUUGAAAUCGUCCCAUUGCUUUGGAAGAAGGGAAGGUCUCCAGUUUAAUCCACAUACACACACAUAACAAAGAAAAAUGAAAAGGCCAACAAAUCCCUCCCCUUCCCCCCCAUUCUCUGCCCUGUAGUGACUUCUGACAAGUUACAGCAUUGGAAUUAUUCCCCGUUCUUAUUAUGGACCGAUUGCUGUUCCUUUAGGUGUAAACUGGAUUGUGUAACUUCCUGUAUCUGUUAAUGUAUGGAUAGAUUUUAUACAUUUUUUUUUUAAUUUUUUUUUUUUUCCAUUUACAAAAAUCAACUUGAAAACGAGAUGUUUGUCUUCAUUUCAAUGCGCGUCCGUGUGUCCGUGAGUGGAACCCACGAGGUGGCAGCGAUGCCUGCUGGCAGCCUGGGCUUUCUCCAUUGCAAUUCCUGCUUUAUGCUGCCUGAAGGAUUCCCUCCAAUGCACUGCCACCAACUUAAAGCAAAAUAUCCUCGUCUUUCCCUCUUGAUUGUGCUGAAUCUUUGCUCAUACUGUGUGGACCUGGUGGAUUACAAGGGUGUAAUUUAAACGUCUUGCUGAGGCACCUCUGUAGCACAGCGGGUUGUGCUCUCAGUUCUCUGGAGCUUUGUUCUUCAGAACAAACCAGCAAAGUUGGUUGCAGGUGUCUUUGUGUCUCACACCCCCCCUGUGUGCUUUUUCUGCCCUCCUCUCUCUGGAUGUAGCGCUGCCUUCUGUGUGCAAUCCAGGCCAGUUCUUUAGACCAGAUCACUGGGAUUGUUUGGCUGUAAUUGGAAGUAACAGAUGCAUCUUUCAGUUCAGUGCAUUUGCUUUCGCUGCCAAAAGUCCCGCUGCAAUCACGUCAUAAAUCACUUUUGUUGUGUUAAAUAUGGGGAUCAAAUUGUACCCAACUUCUGGCAAAAGAAACAGCCUGAACCUCAGUUCUGUGUGCCAGAGUGAAGUCUCUGAGUGCUGCCAAGCCAAGGCUGACUUUGGGAUCUGCUGUACCUUGCAUCACACUUAUCCCUCAGAUGUGGCAUCACUUACUGUUGCUGCACCAUUUGCUUUUAGAAUUCACUCUGUCCAUAUAUGAAGGUGAGGUGGUUACUGCUGUAGCAGCACUGCCCCGUGCAUCAGGUGUCAUUACAUUUCACUUCUAGUCUCAAACACAUCCUAGGAGCAAAAGGAGCAUAGGUCUGCUUUUAAACAUCAACGCAAGCAAAAAUGUUUUCAAGCUAUCAUGGAAAGAAAACCAUUGUUUGUAGGUGUUCAUCCAUAUGCUUGAAUUUGCUCCUUCCAAUCAGUGUUUUGACAGAAGUUUUUGUGGUUUUCCAAGAGAAAUAACCCUGUAGGAAGUAAAACGUGAACAGCUUGUGUAUAUUCUGGUUUAAAUAAACCUCUCUGCAGCUCCAUCGCGCAAUAAGAACGUGCAGUGUAGGCUGCUGUGCAGUGCUGGAGUUAGAGAUGUAGCUCUAUUUCUCAGCAGUCCUUGUGAGGAGGGGCAGGGAUUGGCAUCCAAGGCAGCGUGUGAAGCACAAAGCUCUCACAUCUUUACAGUGGAGUUUAUUAAGGAGCCCUCACGUUUCCCUUUUAAUUUGCAACCUGAUGUUAACAAACCAUUAGCUUUUUAGUUUCUAGUUCUGUAAUGAAAAAAAUAAAACUCUUCUGUGUCCGGA
Molecule: messenger RNA, 4507 nt
Organism: Coturnix japonica (Japanese quail)
Lineage: Eukaryota; Metazoa; Chordata; Aves; Galliformes; Phasianidae
Gene: ERGIC1
Product: endoplasmic reticulum-golgi intermediate compartment 1
Biological process (GO): retrograde vesicle-mediated transport, Golgi to endoplasmic reticulum; endoplasmic reticulum to Golgi vesicle-mediated transport
Cellular component (GO): Golgi membrane; COPII-coated ER to Golgi transport vesicle; endoplasmic reticulum membrane
Source: RefSeq, a predicted model, not a curated record